Rotaria sp. Silwood1 is the source of this 7083-nucleotide messenger RNA. The record is from the annotation of a GenBank genome assembly. Lineage: Eukaryota; Metazoa; Rotifera; Eurotatoria; Philodinida; Philodinidae.
UCAAGCUAUUCAAUGUCAGCAUUCUAGAAUCUUUUUACCGAUCUACUAACAGAUUGCCGUGAUUAAUAAAAAACUCCUUCGGUGAGACAUUCAGACUCAUAGAAGAAUCAAUACAAUGAACUUUUUACAUGAAACUUGGCUCAUACAUAGUCCUAGUAGUGUUCAGGAAGUUUCAAAAUGUUCAGGAACAGCUAUUGUUUCUUUCAUGAGAUACAGGAUGUUGAAAUUUUUAGCAAAAUUUAGCUGGUUUUUGAAUUUUGAAUAUCUCAACAAAAAAGCAUUCAUUCUAAGUGAAAAUUUCGGAGCAUAUUAAGUAUUAUAAAGACUAUCUAAAGGCAAAGUUUCAGAUUGAAAUUCCUAUUUUUUCGAAUUUUUACAGGGAUUGAUAUUCCUGCUAAAGGAGGUUGCAUAGAUCCAGAAUAAAAAGAAGCUAGUUGUUUUUAACUAUAGUGCGCGCAUAUUGAAGGUCCAUAAUCUCUGUUUUUCUAACUAAAUUCUCAUUUUUUUUUAAGCGGAAGCCACUUUGGCUCUUAAGGGUUAAUUAUCUAAAAAAUAAGUUUCAAAACAGAUGGAAUAUCAUUUUCCUAAAUAGAUAAACUGAAUUUUUUUAAUCAUUCGUAGCAAAUAGAAAUUGUUGUGAACAAUAUAUUUUUUUAAAUUUAGCCAUAGUACUUAUACAUUGUAACAAUGAUUGUCAAUUCUAUGAAAAUAGAUUUUCUAUGAUCUAUUCAUGUAAAACAAAAAAAUAAAGAAGAAUAUGAAAGAAAAGAAAAUAAUUUUAAAAAUAAAAUUAGUCUAAUCAAGCAAAUAAUAGACAAAUCAGUUUGUCAAUAAACACAUCUUCAUCGUUUAUACAUGGUCAAUAAAAAUCAAAAUGACAUCAGUUGAUAAUGUAAAACAAUAAUGUUAAACAUAACGUUCAAUGAUGAUUUUCGAAAAAUAUUUGAUAAAAUAAUUUUCUAAAUCAAAUACUAUGAAAGAUAAUAAUUAUUAUUAUCUCGUUUCUACAAUACGAGUUUCAAGUAGAUAGAUUUUUAUAAUGCUUUCUUUGUUUUUUUUAUAUUUGACUAAUAUAAUAAAAGAAAAAAUAUUCAAUAAAAUGUUUUCUAAAAACAAAUCUAUUUAAGUUACUAUCUCAUGGAAUAAAUAAAGAAAGAUAUUUUUUAUCAACAAUAAAUUAUUUAUUCAACAUUUUAUAUAAUUUAAUUGAUAAAGAAUACCAAAAAAUUAUAUAUUAAAUUCAGCGAUUUCUUUUUUUUUAAAAAUCUAUUAGUUAAAAUAAAAAUAAAAUUCUUCAAUAUUAUUUUACAUUUUUCAUAGAUCUUUUUAAUUAAUUAAUAGUUAAUAAAAGUAACAUUUAUUUAAUUGAUAAUAAUAUAGUUAUAUCAGUUUUUUAUAUCUUCUUCUAUUUAUUUUCAAAUAAAUGUGUUAAUCGACAUCAGAGGAGGGAGAUAAAUGCAAAAAUCAAAGAUAGUUUCAGUCAAUAUUUUUCGGAAUAACAAGGGAAGAAUUAAUUCUUUGAUCGAUUAAAUAAAUUUCUUUUUUUAUUAUAGUUUAAUAGAAGCAGUACUCCCAGGUGAUAAUUUAAGUUUAUCAGCAAUCCGUACAAUUCGAGUACUUCGUCCAUUACGUGCGAUAAACCGUGUCCCAUCAAUGCGUAUACUUGUCAUGUUAUUAUUGGAUACAUUACCAAUGCUUGGGAAUGUGUUACUUCUUUGUUUUUUUGUCUUCUUUAUAUUUGGUGUUGUUGGUGUACAAUUAUGGAAAGGUUUAUUACGUAAUCGUUGUUUUCUACAAUUAAAUAUAACAACAAUACCUAAUCAAGCUUUAUUUGGGGAUUUUCAUUUACGAGCUUUUUAUAUUCCACCUGAUCAAGAUUCAUUUGUUUGUUCUCAUCCUCAAUCGAGUGGAAUGACAAAAUGUUCAGAUAUUCCUAAAUUACGAAAAGGAAAUCUAACAUGUGAACUUGAUUUUCAUACAUAUAAUGAACAAUCAUCAAAAUAUCCAGGUAAACCAAUCAAUGGUUGUGUUAAUUGGAAUCAAUAUUAUAAAUUUUGUAAUGUAUCCGAUAAAAAUCCAUAUUCAGGUUCAAUUAGUUUUGAUAAUAUUGGUUUAGCAUGGGUCGUUAUCUUUCAAAUAAUAAGUCUUGAAAAUUGGGUUAAUAUAAUGUAUUAUAUUCAAGAUGCACAUUCAUUUUGGGAUUGGAUUUAUUUUGUUUGUCUUAUUGUAAUUGGAUCAUUUUUUAUGAUUAAUUUAUGUCUUGUUGUUAUUGCAACACAAUUUAGGGAAACAAAAAAACGUGAAACAGAAAGAAUGUUAAAUGAACGAAGACGUUUUUCACGUUCAUCUAGUACAUUAUUAAGUGAUGAACCUGGUUCUUGUUGGGAAGAAACAAUUAAAUAUAUGGAAUGUUUGUACAAACAUGCACACAAAAAAAUUAAUAUUUUAUGGAAAAAUUAUAAACUAAAUCAUGCAAAUGUUAACAAAAAGCGUUUAAUUGAUAAAAGAAAAUGUCGUCGAAAAGAACUUGUAAAUAAUAAAUCUAAAACAAUUGAAAUUCAUGUAAAUCGAGAUUCAAAAUCAAAUUUAUAUUCAUCAUCAAAUAUAGAAAUAAUUCAUCAAUCAAAUUGUCGAUAUAAUCAAAUAGGUGAUAGUUUAUCAAAUCGAACAGGUGCAUCAAUAUCACCAUCAAUAGGUGAUGCACCAGCUGCUAGUCCUGAACAAUCAUAUAUAUUAGAUUCAAUACAUACAACAAAUGGUCAUCUUGAUAAUAUUGAUAUUAUUCAACAUUCAUCACCAUUUUAUUGUGAUCAAGAUAAUAGUUCAAUUCCAUCUAUUUUAUUAAAUAAUAUAUCAAUUAAUAAACAACCAAUAAAAUCAAAUUAUUUAGAUUUAGAAAAUACAGAUAAAUAUCUUGAAGAAAAUCCAUGUGAUUGCUAUCGUCAAUAUAUUGAAAAUGAAAAAUUAAAUAUUAAUAACGAAGAAGAAGAAGAAGAAGAAGAUGAUGAUGAUGAUGAUGAUGAUGAUAAUAAAAUAAAGAGAAAAUCAAAAAUUUCAAUAUAUAUGAAUAAAUAUAUAUGGUCUUAUUUGAAUAGACUUCACAAAUCUAUAUCAAAUUUUGUUGCAGGAAAAUAUUUUCGUCGUAUUGUAUUAUCAGCUAUUGUUGUAAAUACAUUAUCAAUGGGUAUUGAACAUCAUGGACAACCUCAAUCAUUAACAAAUGCAUUAGAAUAUAGUAAUUUAGUAUUUACAUCAUUAUUUGCUAUUGAAAUGAUUUUAAAAAUAAUUGCUGAUGGAUGUCUUCAAUAUAUUAAAAAUGCUUAUAAUUUAUUUGAUAGUGUUAUUGUUAUUAUGAGUCUUAUUGAAUUACAAGGAAAUAAAAAUAGUGGUUUAUCAGUUUUACGUACAUUUAGAUUAUUACGUGUACUUAAACUUGUUAGAUUUAUGCCAACACUUAGACGACAAUUGGUUGUCAUGCUUAAAACAAUGGAUAAUGUGGCAACAUUUUUCUCUUUAUUACUUUUAUUUAUAUUCAUAUUCAGUAUUCUUGGCAUGCAUUUAUUUGGUGGUGAAUUUUGUUCAAUAAAAGCAUUUAAUAUAACAUCACAUAAAGAAAUUCAUCUUAAAUGUACAUGUUGUACAUGUUAUCAAAAUGAUAUUUUCAAAAAUGAUACUCAUCUCAAAGAUUUUCAUUGUUUACAACAGAGAAAAAAUUUUGAUUCAUUAACUUCUGCAUUGUUAACCGUUUUUCAGGUUUUAACUCAAGAAGAUUGGAAUGAAGUACUUUACAAUGGUAUAGAACAUACAAGUGCAUGGGCAGCUUUAUAUUUUAUUGCAUUAAGGACAUUUGGAAAUUAUGUUUUAUUUAAUUUACUUGUUGCUAUUCUUGUUGAAGAAUUUUCGACAGAAAAAAUGGGUAGUAAUUCUGAUACUGGAAGUAAUUCAAAUCGAUAUGGAAAAGUUGAUCCAUUUAAAAGUCAAGCACUUUUUACUGGUGAUAUUGAUACAAAUGUUAAUUCACAUGAAUUAAUUAAUGAUGAAAUAGAAAGUCAUAAGCAAACAAGUCAAGAUAAUAAGAAUAUUCGAACUAAAGAAGUUAAAAUAAUGAGUAUACCAAAAAUUGUUAUAAGUAAUGAAAAUGAUUCAAGUUUACGUGUUGUUGAAAAUCAAUUAAAAAAAUGUUCAAAUUCAAAUUCAAAUACAUCAUCACCAUAUAAAUCAAUAAUUAAAAAACGUUCAUCACAACCACAAUCAUUAUCAUCAUCAACAACACAAAGUUUUCAUACAUGUAUUGAAUCAAUAGAUAAACAAUCAUCAAAAAUUUCAUUACCUUUACAUAGAAGUUAUACACAAUCAACACUUAAAAAUAAUUUAUUUAAUAGUUUACAAAAAAAUAAUUCAUUUACAACUAUUUAUAAUUCUAAUUAUCGAUAUUAUAAAAAAAUUAAUUUAUCAAAUCCAUUACGAAGAAUUAAUUCAUAUCAACCAUCAUUAACAAGACGUUUUAUUAUUAAAGAUGGAAAAUUAAUUGAACAAGAUAAAUCUAAUAUUGAUAAAAUAAAAAAACGUCGAUUAACAUUUGAUAAUUUAAAUAGUUGUUUAAAUCAAUUUGAAACAACAAGUAUUUAUGAAACACCUAAACAUGAUUUUUAUCAAUAUUCAGAUAAAACAUUUCGAUUAGUUAAUGAUUAUGAUUCAAAUAUAUUAACUACAAUUAAUAAUCAAUCUGAUAUGCGAAUUGAUAUUAAUAGUACUAAUAAUGAUCAAAUUUUAUUUCAACCUGAACGAGUAUGUUUAAAUUGUUUAUGUGGAGAACGAUUAUAUAAACAUUUUGAAAAACGAGAAAAUUAUUCACUUUAUAUAUUUUCACCAGAAAAUCGAAUUCGUAAAGCAUUACAAGCUUUAAUAUUAAAAAAAUCAUUUGAUUAUUUAAUAUUAUUUAUAAUAGCUCUUAAUUGUAUAACACUAGCUAUGGAACGUCCAUCAAUUCCACCAACAAGUCCUGAACGACAAUUUUUAAAUUUAACAAAUAUUAUAUUUACAGUAAUAUUUACAAUAGAAAUGUCAGCAAAAGUAAUAGCAAGUGGACUUAUAUGUGGAUCACAUGCUUAUUUACGUAGUGGAUGGAAUCUUAUGGAUGGUUCUCUUGUUAUAACAUCAAUUAUUGAUCUUGCUACAAUACAUCGUGGUCCAUUAACAUCAGCCAAUUUAGAAUCAGAUGCAACAACACGUUUAUUUAGCAUGUUAAGAGUUUUUCGUUUAUUAAGAACAUUACGACCAUUGAGAGUUAUUAGUCGAGCACCUGGUCUUAAACUUGUUGUACAAUCAUUACUUUCAUCAUUAAGACCUAUUGGUCAUAUCGUUGUUAUAUAUUGCACUUUUUUUAUUAUAUUUGGUAUACUUGGUGUACAGUUAUUCAAAGGAAAAUUUUAUUAUUGUGAAGGUCCAUUUGCUCGUGAUACAACAACGCGACAACAAUGUGAAUCAUUGUCUGAUCAUCGUUGGAAAAAUCAACAAUAUAAUUUUGAUAAUUUAGGUCAAGCAUUAUUAUCAUUAUUUGUGUUAUCAUCUCGAGAUGGCUGGGUAGAAAUAAUGUAUAAUGGUAUUGAUGCUGUUGAUAUUGAUAAGCAACCAAUAAGAAAUUAUAAUGAAGCUAAAUUAGUUUAUUUUAUAUCAUUUUUAUUACUUGUUAGUUUUUUUGUAAUAAAUAUGUUUGUUGGUGUUGUUGUUGAAAAUUUUCAUAAAUAUCGUGCUGAACAACAACGUGAAGAAAAAGCACGACGUACAGCUAAACGUGCAAAAAAAAUUGAACGUAAAAAACGUCGUAUGAGUGAAAUACCAUAUUAUGCACAUUUUUCACCAUGGAGAAGACAUUUACAUAAUAUUUGUAAUAGUAAAUAUUUUGAUUUAAUUAUUGCUGCUGUUAUUAGUCUUAAUGUUGUUACUAUGUCAUUAGAAUUUUAUUUAAUGCCACCGGCAUUUGAUAUGGCUCUUGAUUAUUGUAAUUAUGUAUUUACAACUGUUUUUAUUAUUGAAUCAAUAUCAAAAAUUAUUGCACUUGGACCAUUACGUUAUUUUAAAGACAAAUGGAAUCAACUUGAUAUAACAAUAGUUAUAUUAUCAAUAGCUGGAAUUCUUUUAGAAAAAAUGAAUAAUGGACAUAAACUUUCUAUUAAUCCAACUCUUAUAUGUAUUAUGAGAGUACUUAGAAUUGCACGAGUACUUAAAUUAUUAAAAAUGGCAAAAGGUAUUCGAGCAUUAUUAUUAGAUACAGUUAUUCAAGCUUUACCACAAGUUGGAAAUUUGGGUCUUUUAUUUUUUCUUCUUUUCUUCAUAUUUGCUGCACUUGGUGUUGAAUUAUUUGGAAAAUUAGAAUGUAGUGAAGAACGUCUAUGUACUGGACUUGAUAAACAUGCACAUUUUAAAGAUUUUGGUAUGGCUUCUUUAACAUUAUUUCGUAUUGCAACUGGUGAUAAUUGGAAUGGAAUAAUGAAAGAUGCAUUACGUCAAGAUGAUUCUACACAUGGUGGAAAAAAUCAUUUAAUGACAGCAUUAGCACCAAUUUAUUUUGUUAUAUUUGUUCUUAUGGCACAAUUUGUUCCUGUUAAUGUUGUUGCUGCUGAAUCAAAUCGAAUGAUGUCUGAUGAUACAGAAAUAGAUGAAGAAAUUGAACGACAAUUAGAAGCUGAUGCACAUGAUAGAGAUUAUCUUGAACAACCAUUAAUUGAUGAAAAAGAACUUGAUUUUCUCAAUGAUAAUAAUGUAAAUUAUUUUCCAUUAACAAAACAAUUAUCUUUACCACCAAAUUUUACAUUUCAUUCAAUGAGUUCAAUAACGGAAUGUUCAGCAAAAGGUAAAUCAAUUGAAAAAGUAAAUAAUUCUUCAUUAUCAUCAUUAUUAAGUUCAACAUCUCGAAAAAUGAAUUUGAAGUUAGAUGAAAAAAUUAUUUCAAAUAAAAAUGAAGAAAAUUUAUCAUUAAUUAAUGAAAAAUUAAAUGAUAAUAAUUAUGAAGAAAGAAAAUUUCUUAGUCAUCAUCGUUCAAAUACAAUUCCUCGACAUAAUCGAAAAAAAAAUUCGUCAUAG